Hippocampus comes (tiger tail seahorse) is the source of this 4676-nucleotide messenger RNA. It is a transcript of the gene xpo6, whose product is annotated as exportin 6. The coding region runs from base 713 to 4159 and encodes 1148 amino acids. NCBI's taxonomy places the organism in Eukaryota, Metazoa, Chordata, Actinopteri, Syngnathiformes, Syngnathidae. Gene Ontology annotation, biological process: protein export from nucleus. The record is from RefSeq and is a predicted model, not a curated record. The transcript is spliced from 24 exons. Gene Ontology annotation, molecular function: small GTPase binding; nuclear export signal receptor activity.
CUGCGCCGCCCCAAGCGUAGUAGGGGCCAACAACAGGCACUAUAUCGCUGAGCCUGUCAAUUAUUCCGAAAUUGUCUGCACAACAAUUUGAACGUGCACAUUUGCACGCUUUUUAAAAUACCGGCGGUUAAGUCAAGUUGUCGCGAGCACCAGCCCUGGAAGCAUGUCUACGUCUGGCAAACUACCACGGCGAACGAAAACGAUGCCUUCAUCCUUCUAGAAAAGCUAGUGAGUUAGCCACUGCAACAUUAGCAUUUGGCUAAACUGACGCUCGCGUCACGAUACUUGAUCCACAAACACAAAAAGCUAAGCAGCGUUGCACAUGUUUCCGGGGUUGGAACCAGCGAUGAAUGUCAGCCAAAAAGAAAUGGUUUAAAAAAAACAAACGGGUUAUGAAAUCGCACGAUCAUGGAGAACAUUUGGACGUAGCAUGCUUUAUUCAUCACAUGCUCAGUAAUCCAGCACGAAUACAAGUCGAGCGAGUCUAAAUGUUUUCCUUUUUUUGGGGCAAAGUGAUUGUCAAUGUUUUGGUCGUGGAAUCGCGAAUCAAAGCGAGCAGACCAUGACGAAUCCCCUUUGCUGUUACGUUAGCGAGCUACACCGUAGCUAACGCUAGCUGCAAAUUUGGCUAGCUCGGUAAUUUAAUGUUGUCUUAUUAGCGUAAUUAAUCCGAGACGAACACAACUGAGGGACACAUCCGACGCAGCCCAACAUGGCUUCAGAGGAGGCGUCGCUGCAUGCACUGGAGAGCCUGAUGACCGAAUUCUUUCACAGCUGCACAACCAAUGAAAGAAAACGAGAAAUAGAAGAGUUGCUGAAUAACUUUGCACAGCAGACUGGAGCGUGGCGCCAUUGCUUGUUCUUCCUCUCUAAUACCCGGAAUGAGUAUGUCAUGAUGUACAGUCUCACAGUAUUUGAAAACCUGGUGAACAAGAUGUGGAUCGGUUUAGCUCCGCAAGACAAAAUGGAGAUUCGCAGCUGUUUGCCCAAACUCCUACUUGAACACCACAAAUCGGUGCCCUAUUUCAUCCGCAAUAAACUCUGCAAAGUCAUUGUGGACAUUGGUCGCCAGGACUGGCCAAUGUUCUAUCACGAUUUCUUUACAAACACGCUUCAGUUGAUCCAGUCCCCCGCUUUGGCACAGUUAGGCUUGGUAAUGCUGAAAACCACAUCAGAGGAACUCGCAUGUCCUCGGGAAGACUUGAGUGUUGCCAGAAAAGACGAACUGCGGAAACUGCUGCUGGAUCAGGUACCGACAAUGCUUGGACUGUUGACAGGCAUCCUGGAGACUUACUGGGACAAGCACAGCAUCAUCGCUUCCACACCGCCGCCCUCACCCACAUCAGGAGAAUGCGUGGAACUUUUGGGCACGUUGUUUCAGGGUAGUCAGUACUCAAAGCUUCUGUGCCAGCCCAUGGCAGCACUCGACAACGAGAGCCAGCAUCUCUGUUGUCUCGUUUUGGAGUGCUUGGCCCACCUGUUCAGCUGGAUUCCCCUGUCCAUCAACAUCACACCCACUCUGCUGGCAUCCAUCUUCCACUUUGCACGCUUCGGCUGCGAUCUUCGGGCGAAAGCCAAGUCCGGCUCUUUCAUCUCCUCGACCUCCUCGUCUUCUAACGGGCACCUCAACGCCGGGACAAUGCCGCCCUCGUCAAACGGCGGAGGCCGACAAAGUGAGGGUAGCAAGGUUGAUCGCUCCCGCCUCGGCGUACUCGCCAUGACCUGCGUCAACGAGCUGGUGUCCAAGAACUGUGUGCCCGUGGACUUUGAGGAGUACCUGUUGCGCAUGUUCCAGCAGACUUUCUUUCUUCUACAGAGGCUCACUCGCGAGAAUAACGCUCAUACAGUCAAGAGUCGGCUCCAGGAACUUGACGAGAGCUACUUGGAAAAAUUCACAGAUUUCCUGCGUCUGUUCGUCAGUGUUCACUUGAGGCGGAUUGAGUCUAGUCCUCAGUUUCCAAUUGUAGAAUUUCUUGCCCUGCUCUUCAAGUACACCUUCAACCAGCCUACCCACGAGGGCUACUUUUCCUGUUUGGAUAUUUGGAGUGUCUUUUUGGAUUUUCUUACAACCAAAAUCAAAAGCAGACUAGCCGACAGAGAAAGUGUUCUCAACAGGUACAAAGAUGCCUUAGUCCUUCUGUUGAGAGAAGUUCUGAAUCGCAUCCAGUUUCGAUACAAUCAGGUUCAAUUAGAAGAACUGGAUGAUGAGACGCUGGAUGAUGAUCAACAGACUGAAUGGCAAAAGUACCUGCGUCAGAGUCUGGAGGUUGUUGCCAAGGUGAUGGAGCUGCUGCCUUCCCAUGCAUUUUCUACUUUGUUUCCCAUUCUUCAAGAAAACUUGGAUGUGUACUUGGGUCUGCGGCAGUUUAUCGUCACCACCGGCACAAUUCGCAGGCUGAACAUCACCGCCGAGAACGACUGCCGCCGACUUCACUGCUCUCUCAGGGACCUCAGCUCCCUUCUCCAAGCCGUCGGGCGCCUGGCCGAACAUUUCAUCGGGGAGAUUUUCGCAUCACGUUUCAACGACGCCCUUGCAGUUGUUGAGAGGCUGGUAGAAGUGACUUGCUACGGGUCUCAGACCAGCUUGUACGACCUGGAAACCGCCGUGCCUUCUGUACUCAAACCAGACCUCAUUGAUGUACAUGCACAGGCCCUUGCAGCUUUGCAAGCCUACUCUCAUUGGCUUGCACAGUUCUACAGUGAGGUCCACAGUCAAAACCAGAGGCAGUUUGUCAACCUUAUAACGUCUGCAGUCGAUGCCAGUUGCCCCCUCAUCACCGCGAAGGUACCGGAAAAGUUACUGCUGUGCGCGUGCCAUCUGAUGGUUUCCAUCACCUUGACAGUGCGACCUGUGUUUCUGGCGUCUCUGCCUGCUGUUCAGAACAUCUUUAACCUCAUCACUGAGAAUCAGACUCACAGGCUCCCCCUAGAGGCUCACCUGCUCGUGUGUCGGGCUUUAUCCAACAUGCUGCUCCUCCCGUGGCCAAAUUUAUCAGAGAACGAGCAGCAGUGGCAGACACGGUCCGGCAGUCACGCCAGCAUGCUGGCGGCCCUCACCAGGGAAUAUCGGAUGCUAAGAGGGACGGUGAACUUAACUCCGCGGCGACCUGAAAUGCAUGACUUGAAAGCAGUGAUCCAUCAGACCUUGCCUGUCCUUCGAGACAUAGUCGACAGCAUCUCUGGCGAGUCCACCAAAUCUCGUCAGAUCUGUUACCAGAGUUUGCAGGAGUCGGUCCAAGUGUCCCUCAGCCUUUUCCCCGUGUUUAUUCAGCAGCCAGAUGUGACGGAUGAGAUGUUGGCCUUCUUCUUGACGCUGUUUCAGGCGCUGCGAGUCCAGAUGGGCGUUGCCUUCACCGGACAGAUCCUCCACACAUUCCUCAGCUUGUUCACCAGGGAACAGCUGGCAGCCAGUAUUUUGCAGGAGGGCAGCGCAGGUUGCCGAGUGGUACAGAAGUUCUUGAAAAUCCUGCAGGUGGUGGUACAGGAACCCGGUCAGGCUUUCAAACCCUUUCUGCCCAGCAUUCUCUCUCUCUGCAUGGAGCAGGUGUAUCCGGUUGUGGCAGAGCGAUCCUCUCCUGAUGUCAAAGCGGAGAUGUUUGAGCUUUUAUACCAAAUACUUCACCAAAACUGGCGGUACUUUUUUAAAACUUCGAUUCUGACAAGUGUCCAAAGAGGAGCCCCCGAGGACGCCAUGGAGAACGAGGCCCAGUUCACGGCUGCCAUGCAGGCUUUCGGCCAGUCUUUCCUGCAGUCCGACAUCCACAUCUUCAAGCAGAAUCUCUCCUAUUUGGAGACCCUCAACAGCAAGCACAAGUUGUAUCACAGAAAGCUUUUCCGGACCUCGAUGCUCUUCCACUUCAUCAACGUGCUGCUGCAGGUCCUCCUCCACAAAAGUCACGACCUUCUCCAGGAGGAAAUCACCCUGGCCAUUUACAACAUGGCCUCUGUGGACUUUGAUGCCUUCUACUCGGCCUUCAUGCCGGAGUUCCUCAACAGCUGCCAGGGUGUGGACACCAACCAGCGAGCCGUCCUCGCACGCAACUUCAAGAUAGAACAGGACCUGCCGUCCUUCACUCAAAGCGUGCAGCGGCUGGUGAACGACCUUCGCUACUACAGACUGUGCAACAGCAGCUUGCCCACCGGCACGAUCAAGCUAUAGCGCGACUGAACCACUUCACGAUGCAUCCAGGACAUUCAAGGAUUGCCUGUGCUGACCACUUUGCCCAACACUCCAAACUCGGCUUUGGCUCGCGUGUUCAAAGUUGUAGGAAGGUUGAGGAUGCUGCUGUUUUUUUUUUUUUUUUGAUUUCUACUGUAGACAUUUGGCCAAUCGUUGUUUUUGUUGUUGUUUAAAGCAGCGCCCACCAUAUGUCGCCAAUGAUUCAUUGGCAGAAAAAUGUUUAAGCUGGUCUGCAGUUGUUGUUUUUUUCGCCCUAGACCCGGACCAGUCUGAGCCAGGCCUUCUUUCCCUCGCCUCGGCCGCGGAGCCGAGCUGGGACUGAGCACUUUGAACUCAUUUUGAGUUUUUUGUAAUGUCUGCUUCUAUUCAUUUUUUUUUUGCCUUCAGGUUUUUUCAUCUCCAAAGGAGACGGACUCUCACCUUAAAAUCUUUCACAUCAUUCCAUUCUGAAAGAGAAAACUUGCUUGAUUUGAUAAUUAAAGUGCUUUUUUUUUUU